This is a messenger RNA of Sorex fumeus (smoky shrew), 1014 nucleotides long. It is a transcript of the gene OXGR1, whose product is annotated as oxoglutarate receptor 1. Lineage: Eukaryota; Metazoa; Chordata; Mammalia; Eulipotyphla; Soricidae. The record is from RefSeq and is a predicted model, not a curated record. Gene Ontology annotation, molecular function: G protein-coupled receptor activity. Gene Ontology annotation, cellular component: plasma membrane. The transcript has a single exon. Bases 1 to 1014 code for a protein of 337 amino acids. Gene Ontology annotation, biological process: G protein-coupled receptor signaling pathway.
AUGAAUGAGCCACUCAUGGAUUGGACGAAUGUUUCUGAUUUCCCCAAUGUCACAGCUGCUUUUAGAAAUUGCAAUGAUGAAAAAAUCCCACUCAAGAGUCACUACCUCCCCCUUCUAUAUAGCCUCAUCUUCCUGGUGGGCUUUCCUGGGAAUGCGGUAGCCAUUUCCACCUAUGUCUUUAGAAUGCGUCCCUGGAAGAACAGCACCAUCAUCCUACUGAAUCUGGCCUGCACAGAUCUGCUAUAUCUGACUAGCCUUCCGUUCCUGAUACAUUAUUAUGCAGGUGGUGAGCACUGGAUCUUUGGGGAGUUCAUGUGCAAGUUCAUCCGCUUUGGCUUCCACUUCAACCUGUACAGCAGCAUCCUCUUCCUCACCUGUUUCAGCAUCUUCCGUUACUUUGUGAUCAUUCAUCCCAUGGCCUGCUUUUCCAUUCACAGGACGCAGUGGGCAGUGGUGGCCUGUGUGGGGGUAUGGGUGAUCUCCCUGGUGGCCGUCAUUCCCAUGAACUUCCUCAUCACAUCCACCACCAGGACCAAUCGAUCUGCCUGUCUGGAUCUUACCAGCUCGAAUGACCUUCUCACCAUCAAGUGGUACAAUCUGAUUUUGACCACCAUCACGUUCUGCUUCCCCCUGGUGAUAGUGACACUUUGCUACGCAAUGAUUAUCUACACCUUAACCCAAGGACCUCAGACUCACAAUUGCCUUAAGCAGAAAGCUCGAAGGCUCACCAUCCUCCUCCUCCUUGUGUUUUAUAUAUGUUUUUUACCUUUCCAUAUCUUGCGGGUCAUUCGAAUUGAAUCUCGCCUGCUCUCCAUCAGCUGCUCCAUUGAGAAUCAGAUCCAUGAAGCUUACAUUGUUUCUAGACCCUUAGCUGCCCUCAACACCUUCGGAAACCUGUUACUCUAUGUGAUCGUAGGUGAUAACUUUAAGCAGGCCGUCUGCUCAAUGGUCAGAUGCAGAGCAACUGGGAACUUAGAGCCAGCAAAGAAGAUGAGUUGCUCAAACAACCCUUGA